AUGCAUCGUUUUCUCGCUCUCACCGCGGCUGCGGCAAGCGUCUUCGCCACGGCCUCGGGCACCAAGGUUCCCAGCGUCGACGUGCCCUCAUGCCCUCGCGUCGGCUCGAUUGUCUACAACAAGUCGGUGCCUGACCUAACACCAUUCCCGCGGACGCAGGUCGACCUGUGCUAUACCGACGACAGCCUUGAGCUCUCAUUUACCGCCUAUGAUGAGGUGAAUUACUUCUUCAACGCGUCGCAGGGCACCAACGACGACAUCUGGGAGUACGAAGUCAUGGAGGCCUUCAUCUACAAGGGAACCGAAGACCCUCAGACAUACGUCGAGCUCGAAGUCAACCCCAACAAUGUGACGUACCAAGCAUUUGUUUACAACCCUUCCAAGACCCGAGAGGCUGGCGCACCGUUCGACCACUUCUUCGUCUCGGAUCCGGCUACCGACGGCUUCAAGUCCAAGACACUUCUCAACAAGAAAGCCCAGAUGUGGAAAAGCACCCUUACCGUCCCUCUAGGAAUCUUCAAUGUGGACGUUGGCAAGGCAAAGGGUACCUCUUGGAGGAUGAAUUUCUUCCGAACCGUCGUUUCAGAAGAGAUUUAUCCAAACCAGAUUCUGGGCGGCUGGGGCGUUCCUGACCAGGCGAGCUUUCAUAUCACCAAGUAUUUUGGUAAGGUGAAGUUCAUUUAA
This is a messenger RNA of Trichoderma citrinoviride, 684 nucleotides long. RefSeq lists its product as hypothetical. The transcript has a single exon. The coding region runs from base 1 to 684 and encodes 227 amino acids. NCBI's taxonomy places the organism in Eukaryota, Fungi, Ascomycota, Sordariomycetes, Hypocreales, Hypocreaceae. Gene Ontology annotation, molecular function: hydrolase activity, hydrolyzing O-glycosyl compounds; carbohydrate binding. The record is from RefSeq and is a predicted model, not a curated record. Gene Ontology annotation, biological process: carbohydrate catabolic process.